Messenger RNA from Penicillium concentricum, 1173 nucleotides. RefSeq lists its product as uncharacterized. Gene Ontology annotation, molecular function: translation initiation factor activity; guanyl-nucleotide exchange factor activity. Gene Ontology annotation, cellular component: guanyl-nucleotide exchange factor complex; eukaryotic translation initiation factor 2B complex. Gene Ontology annotation, biological process: cytoplasmic translational initiation. Bases 1 to 1173 code for a protein of 390 amino acids. Lineage: Eukaryota; Fungi; Ascomycota; Eurotiomycetes; Eurotiales; Aspergillaceae. The record is from RefSeq and is a predicted model, not a curated record. The transcript has a single exon.
AUGGCAACAGCACAGUUGCUUCGCCUUCCCGAGGUGCAAGCCUGCAUAGAGUCCGAUUUCCUCCUCCUGCCUUGCGAUCUCGUCUGUGAAAUCGAGGGCACAUAUCUGCUACAGAUGUGGACGGCAUCUCAAGGUCAGGCCGUAAUGGCCGAAGAAGAAAGGCACCGUCGAGGCGGUCUUUGUAUGUAUUAUCAUGCGGAAGAUGCAGUGAAGUAUGAGAGCUUGGAUCUGAUAGCUGUUGAGCCACUUCGGCAGACCAGGCUAUUGAAACUGCUCAUGUCUAUCGGGAUUGAUACUGUGAAAAGAAACCUGGACCGUGAUAAAGGUUUUCUUCUUCGUCAAUCCUUUUCAAAGCGGCAAACCACACAAGCUAAGAUAUUGACUGGCUUUCGCGAUGCACACCUCUACAUUUUCCCAUACUGGGUCAAGGACCUCGUACAGCGUCAGGAAAGAGUAGUAUCUGUCAGCGAAGAUCUCAUUGGGCUAUGGGCCAAGUCUGCAUGGCAGCGAGGACUACAUAAAAAGCUAGGGAUGGAUACUCGUUUGAGCCAGCAGAAAGAAAGCCAUGAAGAGAAGGGCUACCGGGAAUUGAGCACAGUCACCCACCAAUCACCACAGAACGAUGUCGCGGGAGUACCGCCUCUUCUAGCAUAUCUGCAUACAGGGUCUACACUUGUCCGUCGUGUUGACAACCCCGCUCUUCUACUGUCAACAUCCCUUCGUCUGGCCAAACAGGCAUCCAUUGAAGAGGCCAACCAUAUAGCUACUCGAUCCCCCUUCGCCCACGACCGAAAGAUUGCCUCUCCUCAAUGUGUGGCUCCAAACUGCUUUAUUUCGAAGGCAGACUGCCUCCUUGGAUCCAACGUACUUGUCGAGAGUCGUUCUGUUAUAAAAGAAUCUUGUAUUGGCCCAAACUCCAAGAUCUGCAGCGGUGCUCGAAUUACGCGAUGCGUCAUUCUUGAUAACGUUGUUGUUGGAGAACAUUGUGUCUUGACUGGAUGUGUAGUUGGGAGCCACAGUUAUAUCGGCAAUGGCUCGGUGCUGAUGGAUUGUGAGGUUCAGGAGUUUAAUGUUGUUCCUGAACAAACUGAGGCUAAAAAUGAGAAGUUUAUGCCACUUUUGGAAGAUCUUGAGGAGGAUUCAGAUGCUGGCAUGUUUGUGGAAAGUUGCUAG